AUGCUACUAUAAAAUUCUGAUUAGGUGAUUGAAAAUGAAAGCAAAAACAUUGAUAUUAAUAGAAAUGAAAAUGAUGAUAAAGAUAUUUAAAAUUAAGAAAAAAAGCAUUCUAAAACUCAUGAUGACAAGUAGGGAAUUAGAAAAAGUCACAAGAAAAAAAAAACUUCAAAAAUGUAAUAAACAGCAAUAAGGUAGAUAAAUGAAUAAAUUAUAAAGCCAGUUCCUUCAAAUGGCUAACCAUUAACAGAAGUUAAAUUAGGCAUUAUGCAAAAAUUAAAAUUGCUUUUUUUGUAUGUGCAAAUAACUAUAAAAAGCUAUUUUGAUUCAGUAACGAAAAAGAUUUACAGUAAAAGUUUGAAAGGAGAGUAUAAAAGAAGAUAGUAUUCUAUGAAAUUUUUUCCAUUAGAUGAUGUAGAGAUGUGUCUUGAUGAAUAUAUUUAUAAAUUUGAAAGAAUGGACAUAAAAGAAGGUUUUAAUAAAAAAACUGAAAAUGAUGAAGAAUCAGAUGAUGAAGAUGAUUAAGAAGUUUUAGAGAGAUAGAAUGAUAGAGCAAAAUAUUUUUAAUUUUGGUAAUGGAAUUACAUGUUUACUGACAAUAAUGAUAAAGGUUAAGAAAAAAAUAUGAAUAAAGAACCUGGUGAAUACUAAGACGAAGAGGAAGAGUUGAGUUCAGAGGAUGAUGAUGACGAUGAUGAGGAAGAAGACGACGAUGAAGAAGAUGAUUAAAUGAAAAAUCAUCUUAAAAUAUAAACAUAAUUUAGUAUAAAACUGAAAGAUACAAAAAAAGAAUAUAUUAUUCUUAAGAAAGAUGUUAAAGCCAUACAAAAGUAAUUUAAAAUAAAUAAAAAAGAAAUUAAAAAAAUAGAAAAUGGGACUGCCAGGCUUAUAGAUUUACAUUAAAAACUACGAGAAGAUUAUAUAGAGCUAGUAAAAAGAAAUAAAAUGUUACUGAAGCACUAAAAGUAAGUAUUUGAAGUAAAGGAUAGUAUUUAGCAUGUUCAUCUCAGGCAGUAUUGA
Molecule: messenger RNA, 1017 nt
Organism: Tetrahymena thermophila SB210
Lineage: Eukaryota; Ciliophora; Oligohymenophorea; Hymenostomatida; Tetrahymenidae
Exons: 1
Source: RefSeq, a predicted model, not a curated record